Aspergillus lentulus is the source of this 1872-nucleotide messenger RNA. RefSeq names its product transcription factor domain-containing protein. Gene Ontology annotation, biological process: regulation of transcription by RNA polymerase II; DNA-templated transcription. Gene Ontology annotation, cellular component: chromatin. Gene Ontology annotation, molecular function: RNA polymerase II cis-regulatory region sequence-specific DNA binding; zinc ion binding; DNA-binding transcription factor activity, RNA polymerase II-specific. The record is from RefSeq and is a predicted model, not a curated record. NCBI's taxonomy places the organism in Eukaryota, Fungi, Ascomycota, Eurotiomycetes, Eurotiales, Aspergillaceae.
AUGUCUAAUCGUCCGUGGCAGUGCACAUACUGCUGCACGAGUUUCAGCCGCGCCGAGCAUCUACGCCGACACCUUCGGUCACACGAGAAUCUCAGGCCCUUUGCCUGUGCGCUCUGUCGGCGAUCAUUCACGCGAAAAGACCUUCUGAAACGCCAUGAGAGGACAUGCAGAGUCAGAGAAGAACGGGAAGAGGUCGUGGAGGCUCCAGCGGACUUUCGGUCAGAUCAGCUAGGUCGACAGAGUGAACGGGAGAGAGCCGUUAUCUCGUCAUGUUCAACCCGAAAUGGAGACAUCCCCGACCUUCCCAGCUCGGUGGACUUUGCCGCGCUGGACUUUUUAUUUGCACCAGCACUAGCUUCAGACAGCAUCACAAUGGCCGAAAGGCUAGAAUAUCUGGCCUACUUUACGAGUGCCAAUGGUAUGGCUACGUUUCUGGACCGCGAGACUCUCAAACAGCGACAGGAGCUCCUCAAGGGAGCUGACCGACACUUGUACGAGAGAGAAAACGAAGAAGCGCAUGGUGCAGGCUUGCUGCCAGAAACAAUAGACCCCUCGCUCAUCCACCUCUCAUCCAGUCAUGGGGGUUUCCUCGUUCACAAGGCUCACGAGAUUACUGAACAUCUUCGCCGCACCAUCACCACAAAGUCAGACAAAACCAUCAUCAAACUGGACUGGUCCCCUGCCGCUCAACAAUCCUGCUCCGCCUUUUUCUCAGCUAGUAAUAUUCGCCGCUUUCUGGAAUAUUUCUGGUCAUUGUGGUACCCCAACUGUCCCAUCGUGCAUCGCCCGUCGUUCGAUCUGGAGACAGCGCGGACAGCUCUGCUGUGCGUUAUGCUGAUUAUUGGAGCGUGUCUGUCGCCGCAUGAAGGGGACGCCCAAGCGGCUAAGAUGUGGUUGGACAGCGUUGAGGAAAUGGUAUUCAAUGACGAGGCAUUUAUGGAGAAAGAGACAUCCGACACGUCGUCGGGUCAGCUAUACGACAAGGCCGAAUGGAUGAAGAAGCGCGUUGAAUGUAUCCAGUCGGCAUAUCUGGUCUGCUCACUGCAGAAAAGGGAGGGGUCCGUGGAGGCGCAGGGACGCGUGAGGAGGUAUCGACAUGCAGCGCUGGUCAUGCUGGCGAGAGACAUCGGGCUUGAAUCGGCCACGCAUCGCAACUUGCGGCUGGAUAGCCCGUCUGAGUCAUGGUGGAGGCAGUUUGUCAUUGAAGAGGAAUUGAUUCGGACUCUGACGUUCGUCUUUCUUAUCGAUGCCGCCAUGGCGAUCUUCCACCACACUCCGCCACGGAUGGUGGUUUCGGAGCUCAAGAUGGACAUGGCUUGUCCCGAGUCUUGUUUUCAGGCAGAUACAGCUGCAGAGUGCUUUUAUGCACUGAGGGAGUGGGAAGGGUCUAUCUUCUGGUCUGAGCGACUGUCUGUACCUGGCGUGUUACGGAGGAUAUGCCAAGGACAGUUGGAUGACCACUCCGUCCUCGAGUUCUCAAAGAUGGGAACGCUGAAUCUGUUUACGACUGUACAAGCUCUGCAUUCUUUGACGUUUCACUUGCAAAACUCCUUGGUCUUCGAGUCCACCCUCGCCCCGGUCCAGACUGGGUUGGAGAACUGGCGUCGAAUAUGGAACGCACGACAGCCCGAGGACAAGGACAUUCCCGACGAACCACAGACCAUCUGGAAGAAGAUCGGCUUUGUGAGGUAUGCACCGGAAUUCUGGCACUUGGCUCGCAUCAUCGUUGCCCGAAUCAUCGACAGUCCUGGUGAUGAACAAUGUCCUCUGCCUACGGAGCGGGGUCUCUCUCGCUUCGAUCAUACUGAUAUGAGAGAUAUUAAUGAAUUGAUUAUGGAAUACCGGCAACUGAACUUGGGAGUUACGCCGUGA